UUUCUGCUUGCUUUGUAUAUUGACCAUUCCCUGUUUGCAUAUUCUGAAUCUUGGAUCAUUCUGCAGGUGCCGCGAGAGUGGGCUGAGCAGGCCGUGAUGCUGAUGGUGGGGAUGCGCCACCUCUUGAAGGACUGCGCUAAGGGGAGAGCCCUUCAGACGAGACCUGCCCCUGUGACUGCUUCUCCUAUUGCCACUCAGGUGCAGCCACGACGUUCAGCUAGGACGUGUCCGCAGGGCACCACGAGCCUUCCUGUUCCUGCCAGCACGCGAGGUCGGGGUGCAGGACGUGCGCCACGGCCUGCUGCGGGUGCGGGACGGUUCGAGGUUUUGCCUCGGGAGGCGUCUCAGCAGAGACCAGCUCGCAUGGAGCCGGAGGAGUCAGAGGAGGGGACAGAGGAGUCCUCCGAGUCACGUGUCCUGGGGACGUCGGACUCGAGUACUGCUUCUGGUUCUUCUGACGACGACGGUGAUGACGAGCCCGAGAGUUCUGAGUCCAAGGGACCACGACAGAAGAGAAUUCGACGGGUCUGA
Rhododendron vialii is the source of this 531-nucleotide messenger RNA. RefSeq lists its product as uncharacterized. The transcript is spliced from 2 exons. The record is from RefSeq and is a predicted model, not a curated record. The coding region runs from base 97 to 531 and encodes 144 amino acids. Lineage: Eukaryota; Viridiplantae; Streptophyta; Magnoliopsida; Ericales; Ericaceae.